AUGGUUAUUAAGUUGGUGGUUAGAGAGUACACCCUAAACGUCGUUAGCGCCUAUGCACCGCAUGCGGGCCUAGAUGAGGAGGUUAAACGACGCUUCUGGAAGGGGUUAGAUGAGAUUGUGCGCCAGGUUCUCCCUUAUGAGAAGUUACUCAUAGGAGAGGAUUUCAAUGGUCAUAUUGGGGCGUCCACAGGUGGCUAUGGCGAGGUGCAUGGAGGCUUUGGUUUUGGGGAGAGGAACGGAGGUGGUACCUCGCUAUUGGACUUUGCUAAAGCUUUUGGGUUGGUGAUUGCGAACUCUAGCUUUCCGAAGAGGAAAGAGCAUUUGGUUACUUUUCAAAAUGCGGUAGCGAAGACUCAGAUAGACUAUCUCCUCCUAAGGAGGUGUGACAGCGAGUUGCGCAAGGACUGCAAGGUGAUUCCGAGUGAGACACUCAUGACGCAGCAUAGACUCUUGGUGCUUGACGUUGGUAUUAGUUUAAAGAGAAGGAAAAGGAUAGCUCGGGGAAAACCAAGAAUCAGGUGGGGAGCCUUGACUAAGGAUAAAGCCCAAGAGUUGGAGUGCCGGUUGUCAGCUAUGGGAGCUUGGAGGAGCAGUGGGGACACAAACACUAUGUGGUCAGCGACAGCAGACUGUAUAAGGGAGUCUGCGAGAGAGGUGUUAGGGGUCUCGACCGGUGUCUCUAGUGGGCACAAAAAGGACUGGUGGUGGAAUGAAGUGGUCGAAAUGCCUAGCUCAGUAAAUGGAGAUGAAAACAACAAUCUUGAGAACCGCGUAGAGAAUGGUGUGGCUGCUCCAGGUGUUGGUGUGACAUACGAAACCUUGAGAACGCACCAGGACCAAUUCCAGCGGACACAAUCUCACGCGACGCCCAACAAGUCAAUAUAA
Molecule: messenger RNA, 885 nt
Organism: Nicotiana tabacum (common tobacco)
Lineage: Eukaryota; Viridiplantae; Streptophyta; Magnoliopsida; Solanales; Solanaceae
Source: RefSeq, a predicted model, not a curated record